Callithrix jacchus (white-tufted-ear marmoset) is the source of this 2744-nucleotide messenger RNA. The record is from RefSeq and is a predicted model, not a curated record. NCBI's taxonomy places the organism in Eukaryota, Metazoa, Chordata, Mammalia, Primates, Cebidae.
CUGGGAGAGAGGAGGACCGUUUUUAACUGUACUUUGUUUGACAUGGGGAGGAAUAAGUACUGCUUUGACUUUGGCAUUUCAAGCAGAAGCCACUUUUCUGCAAAGGAGGAGUGCAUGCUAAUUCAGAGAAGUAUAGAUUGACAGCUCUGACCAGCAGAGAGUAUCUUUUUUUGCCGAAUGGUACUAUUUAGGGGCCCACCAUGAUUUGUGUAAGCCACUGACUCACACUGAAUUUAUUUUGAAAAUAGAAUAAUGUGUUUUAUGUUUGUGCCUUUUUCUAAACGUGUCUGAGGAUCUUAGGAUAAUAUGUAAAUAAUUUAUAGGGAAUACAUAAUGGAUUUGCCCAAAAUGACUAUUCAUAAUCUUUAUUCCACUUAAUGGGAUGAAUAUUUGCACAGUGAUCACUUUGCACCAGGCACUGUUCUAAGUGCUUUAUGGAUACUAACCCAUAUAGUCCUCAUAAUGAGUCUAUGAGUUCAACUCAUUACAUUGCCAAUUUUAUAGGUGAUGAAAUGGAGGCACAGAAAGGUGAAGUAAUUUUCCCAAGAUCAAUGAUAUUUAAAUAGUAGGGUCAGAACACAAAUCCAGGUAGACGAGCUUGAGAGUUUGCUUUGACCACUAUUCUGUAACUGCCUUCCAUGCAAUUGACUCAAUGCAUGUAUUAAGUAGUACUAAGCUUUUAGGUUGAAAAAAAAGUUCUGUUUUUUCCUCCUUAACUUACUGUUUCAUCUUGUGCCACCCAUCUCUUAGAAGACCCAUAACCACUUGGGAGCCCACAGGCCCAGGGUAUAAGAAUGAUUUGUUCAAUAUAAGGAAGCCUGGUUCUAUGCAAAGAAAAUCUGAACUGCGGAUCCCAGAAACUUGGGGACUGUGGCAGCCGUGGAGCCAGUGUAGCACCACAUGUGGGGAUGGUGUCAGAGAGCGUCGCCGAGAGUGUCUCACUUCCUUUUCCUCCAGACCCGGCUGCCCUGGAAUGCCCUUGGAGACCUCCCUGUGUUCCCUGGAGGAGUGUGCUGAGGGACAUUUCUUCUUGCUCUCACCUGUGGACUGGCCUUUCCUGCAUCUUCUAAGUAUCUUCAAGGCACAUGCUAGUAGCUGGUCAGUGAGUAUUUGGUGUAAAUGGUCUAUAGCUUUCCAGCCAUCCAGCCCAUCUCCUCUUCAGCCCCAGGGUCCAGCAAAGUCCAACAGCAUCGUGACUGUCACUGGCAUAUCCCUGUGCCUGUUCAUCAUCAUUGCCACCGUGCUCAUCACGCUGUGGAGGAGGUUCGGCCGCCCCGCCAAGUGCAGCACCCCUGCUCGACACAGCUCCCUCCACUCCCCCGGUUUCCGGAAGAACUCGGACGAGGAGAACAUCUGCGAGCUGAGCGAGCAGCGCGGGAGCUUCUCGGAUGGGGGAGACGGGCCCACGGGGAGUCCGGGGGACACGGGCAUCCCUCUGACCUACAGGCGGAGCGGGCUGGGGCCUCCCGAGGACGAUGCCUCUGGCAGCGAGAGCCUCCAGUCCAACGCCCAGAAGAUAAUCCCCCCUCUGUUCAGCUACCGCCUCGCCCAGCAGCAGUUAAAGGAGAUGAAAAAGAAAGGUCUGACGGAAACCACGAAAGUGUACCACGUGUCUCAGAGUCCCCUGACAGACACUGCCAUUGACGCGGCCGCCAGCGCCCCCUUAGACUUGGAAAGCCCAGAAGAAGCUGCAGCAAACAAGUUCCGGAUCAAAUCCCCAUUUCUGGAGCAGCCUGCGGUCAGCGCUGGGGAAAGGCCUCCCUCCAGGCCGGAUCUAAGUGUGACGCAGGCCAGUUGUGCCAUAAGCCCCAGCCAGACUCUGAUCCGCAAGUCACAGGCGAGGCACGUGGGCAGCAGAGGGGGCCCGUCCGAGAGGAGCCAUGCCAGGAACGCGCAUUUCAGGAGGACAGCGAGUUUCCAUGAAACCAGGCAGGCCCGGCCGUUCCGAGAGAGGAGCAUGUCCACUCUGACUCCACGGCAGACGCCCGCCUACAGCUCUAGGAUGCGGACCUGGGAGCAGACAGACGACAGAUCUAGGCCUCCGAGUCGAGACGCCCACCUGUUUCCUGAGAGGCUGGAGCAUUCCCAUGGGGCAGGUGGAACCGGUGGCCCAUUAAGCCCUCUCCCUAAAUGCUACACUUUGGGGCAGCCCUUGGGAAAACCAGACCUUGGGGAUCGCCAGGCAGGAUUAGUGGCAGGAACUGAGAGAACAGAGCCUCACAGAGCUCGUCGGGGACCGUCCCCCAGUCACAAGAGUAUCUCAAGGAAACAGUCUUCUCCCAUAUCCCCCAAAGAUAGCUACCAGAGGGUCAGUCCUCUGAGCCCUUCUCAGUGUCGGAAAGACAAGUGUCAAAGCUUCCCGGCUCACCCCGAGUUUGCCUUCUAUGACAAUACGUCAUUUGGCCUCACUGAGGCUGAGCAGAGGAUGCUGGACCUCCCAGGAUAUUUUGGGUCAAAUGAAGAGGAUGAAACCACAAGUACACUUAGCGUGGAGAAGCUGGUAAUCUAGACUGAGAGUCUGCCUGAGCUUUACACAGCUGGGGUCUGCAACUCAAGUUCUGUAGACUUUUGUGUAACUAUUUGUGCCAUAGGACACAAUGUGAUGAAGUAGCACACACAGAGGACGACGUGUGUGUAUGCAUGUGUUUCAAGUCACAAGGAAGAAAUUAUUUAUUUUGAGCUUUUCCUUUGUUAUUCAAUUUCUAUUGGUUUAUUACUAAUAACAAUGAUAAAAUGUAAACGAG